Molecule: messenger RNA, 2656 nt
Organism: Elaeis guineensis (African oil palm)
Lineage: Eukaryota; Viridiplantae; Streptophyta; Magnoliopsida; Arecales; Arecaceae
Source: RefSeq, a predicted model, not a curated record
CUGCACCUGGUACAUAUGCUGUCUCACCUCCAGCAGCUUACUAUGCGUACGUCUGUGGGUACUGUGCCUACCUGUACUUCAAGCUAUCAGCAGCCACCACUGGUUAUUGCUAUCACAGUGUUCUUUCUUCUGGUUGUUGCAUUCUAUGCUUUCUUUGCACCCUUUCUCGGUAAACAGAUAUUUGAAUAUGCUUCAAUUGCUGUUUACACUCCUGUGGCACUUGCAGUUUUUAUUCUUUAUGUUCGUUGUACACGUAUAAACCCUGCUGAUCCUGGAAUUAUGCCAAAGUUUGAUAAUGAGGUCAUUAAUUUACCUAAGAAUAAUCUGGUGGUGCAAGGCACAAACGAACUCGACAAUCUUGAUAAUAAUGCAAUUGGAGCACAUUCUUCUCUAUCAUCAGCUUGUACAAGCUCUCUAGAUGGUAAUCCUAAUAAAAAAACUUCACCUGGAGGAGAUGCAGGGAUAAAUACCCCAGUGGGCCCACCAAGUAGAAUUGAGUCACCUUGCUGCAGAUUUGGAGGGUUCAUCUGUGCAUUAUUUGUAAAAGAAGAUUGCUGCAAACCAGAAACCACUGAGCAACAAGCUGGUGGGGAAGAGGCUUUGUUCUGUACAUUGUGCAAUGCGGAGGUUCGCAAUUUCAGUAAACAUUGCAGAAGUUGUGAUAAAUGUGUUGAUGGGUUUGACCAUCACUGUCGGUGGCUGAAUAAUUGCGUGGGGAGGAAAAAUUAUAUAACAUUUAUUUCUCUUAUGGCCACUAGUCUCAUUUGGCUUGCAAUCGAAUGUGGUGUAGGCAUUGCUGUUCUUAUUCUCUGCUUUGUUGAUAAGAAGGGUACAGAGAGCAUUGUUAAGGAGAAACUAGGAAAUGGUUUCUCUCGUGCUCCAUUUGCAACUAUUGUGGCCGCAUGUACUGCAGUAUCAUUACUCGCUUGUGUGCCUUUAGGUGAACUCUUCUUUUUCCACAUGAUACUGAUCAAAAAGGGAAUUACAACGUAUGAGUAUGUUGUUGCUAUGAGAGCUAUGAGUGAAGCACCUCCAGCAUCUGCAGAUGAGGAAGGACAAAAUGCAAUUUAUUCGCCAAGUAAUUCUGCCACAACUGGUUUAAGUGGUGGAAGUUCUGUCAUGAGCCUUCAGUAUAAAGGUAUAUGGUGCACUCCUCCGAGGGUAUUUGUUGACCAGCAGGAUGAAGUCAUCCCACAUUUGGAGCCAGGUAUGGUACCUUCAACUGUUGAUCCAGAUGCUGCCGGGUAUUUUGAAAGAGCAACCAAGUCCAGAAAGACUGUUAAGAUCAGUGCCUGGAAGCUUGCCAAAUUGGACUCCAAUGAGGCAAUAAAGGCUGCAGCCAAAGCCAGGGCAUCCUCUUCAGUCCUUCGGCCCAUUGAUGCUCAUCGUGUCCCUGAUGUGGACUUCAGCUCAAGUGGCAAUGCAAGUGUCAGAAGUAGUACAAGCAUGGAUUUUACUGCAACUAAAGAAUCAAGGAUUUCUCCUCUGGGGGACUCGUACCCACAGAGUGUUGCAAGCAAGGAAGAUUGUGAGACUGGUACACAAACUGCAAGCAGCUUAAGCAGUCCAGUUCACAUCCAUGAUCCUGUUGCUCUUAGUUCGCUGCCUUUGCAGCAUUCACUUCCUGAACGUUUUCGACCUGUCCUUCCAAAAAGGCCUUUCCCAACCAUCCAGAUGACUAACCCAAUGUUCCAAUCUGCCGCUGUUAGGGAGACCAGAAGGGCCUCAGUCACAUGGGAUCAAGAAGCUGGCCGGUAUGUGUCAGUACCCAUGACUGAUAGAAGUGAAACUACUAUGGCGGUUCCAGUGAGAACCUCUUGGGUUUCAAUGGUAAGUCCUCCUGCAGAAUCUAGUGCUUAUGGACGAAGACCAACCCUUUCGAGUGCCUCUGUUUCAUUGAUGCCUCCUAUGCCACAAUUAGAGAGACUAAUGUACACAGGGCAAUCGAUAUUCUUUGGUGGGCCCCUUCUAAAUGCUCCAGUUAGGGAUAUGGGGGGCAAUGAGAAUGCUGCUGUAUUGAGACCAGAUACCGGGAAGGAAUCUCAUGUUCAUCGUGGGGUACAUGGAGACAGAGGUCAAGCAGCAAACUCAUUUCCUGUGUUUGUUCCUGGAACAUUUCACAAGAACCCUCCAUCUAAACCCAGGUGACUUCUUGCAUAAUAUUCUUCUGAUUUCACCAUUUUGGAAUUGUUUAAGUAGUGGCAUGGAUCUGCUCUUGUGGGAUUUAUGAUAAGGAGGUGCUUCAACAGCAAAUUCUUGAGGCAGCUGAGGAUGAAAAUUAAAUUAUGACUGCUGUUUAAGUUAAUGCUGCAAACUGUUGUAACUUGUAAGGUUUUAGAUCCGCGAGCCAAGCUGAUGCUCCAGUUGAGAAAACAUGACCAUAAGAAUGGUCAUCCUAUCCAAUGCACCCAGAUCUGCCAUGGCGGUGUUUCCUUCUUUGCUGAUUAAUUAUUCCUGCCUGUGAAACAGUUGACCUCCAGCGAAGGAUUGUCAUCAGAUGUAUUUUCUUUAGCGCAAAAAUUUUUAUGCAGCUGUAUGUCUUUUUGUACAUUCAUUUGAGGAUCAUGUUGGUUUCUGAUCUAUCAAUGGGCAUUCCUUUUUAUCUUCAUUAGAUUUGAAGUUUUAAGAAUCUCAGCUAUCAUCUUUUCCAACUUAA